This is a messenger RNA of Notothenia coriiceps (black rockcod), 485 nucleotides long. Its product is annotated as exportin-1-like. The record is from RefSeq and is a predicted model, not a curated record. Gene Ontology annotation, molecular function: nuclear export signal receptor activity; small GTPase binding. Gene Ontology annotation, biological process: ribosomal small subunit export from nucleus; ribosomal large subunit export from nucleus; protein export from nucleus. The transcript has 3 exons. The coding region runs from base 7 to 447 and encodes 146 amino acids. Gene Ontology annotation, cellular component: cytoplasm; nucleus. Lineage: Eukaryota; Metazoa; Chordata; Actinopteri; Perciformes; Nototheniidae.
AGCUCUAUGCCAGCAAUUAUGACAAUGUUAGCAGACCAUGCAGCACAGCAGCUGCUGGACUUCAACCAGAAAUUGGAUAUCAACCUGCUGGAUAACGUGGUGAACUGUAUACAUCAUGGGGUGGGACCACAGCAAAGAAUGGCACAAGAAGUGUUGACACACCUAAAAGAGCAUCCGGAUGCCUGGACCAGAGUGGACACCAUCCUCGAGUUCUCCCAGAACAUGAACACCAAAUACUAUGCUCUUCAGAUUCUGGAAACGGUUAUCAAAACAAGAUGGAAGAUUCUUCCCAGGAAUCAGUGUGAAGGUAAAAGCUGCUUUUUUUCCUUCUUUCUCACAAAACGUUUUAAUUCUGUCAAUGCCGGUGCUUUUUUAAAUGUGGUGACGUGCCGUUUCCAUGUCAAGGAGAGUUCCCCCACUAAGCAUGCUGGUUUGUUUUCUGCUUGACCGGAUCUCACUGGCCACUGCAAGCAGGGAUUGAUUCU